AUGCAGAUCGUUGUGCAGGCUCAUGGUUCGAACCUGUUCGGGCUCGUGAAGCGGGAGUUUCGGCACGUGUUUAAGGUGGGAGAGCUCGAGCGCUCCAGCUCCACCCACACGUCCUUCCUGCUGCGCUCUGUGAAGCACCUUUCCAAGGGCAACGAGAAGAUGAAAAAGGAAAUCCUCGAGCGGAGUCUCAGCCUUGUGCACAAGAACGAGGCCGUCGACAUGACGUUCGCCAGCAAGGCCGAGUGCGACCAGCUGGGGGAGUGGAUCGCUGCGAAGUGGUCUGUCGCCAUGCUCCAGAAGUCGUUUAAGGGAAACCCGAGAAUAGCCAUGGCCCUUCAAGGGCGAAACAUCUCCAUGGCCCGUGAAGGUGCGUACGACGCUCCCAAGAAAACCGGGCGGCGAGGUCGGGGGCGCGGCGGUAGUGGCGGCGGGGAGGACGAGGUGGACGGGGCUGGGUUCGGCCGCUUGCCGAAGCUCGACGCCAAGACGAAGGCCAAGCUCGAGGAAGACCUGCUGGGCGGCGUGCACGUCACCUACCACGACUUGUCGUUGAGGGGUUACAUCAGCACGAGCACCCCUCGAAGGCUCCGGUACGACUGCCAGUCAAAGGCGGGCCUCGUGUAUUUGGAGGCGUCUUUUGAAGGGGACGGAGAUGACAUCGUCGAGCCCUUGUCGAGCCUAGUGCAGGUUGGAGGGGGGCUUUCAGCGCACGGACCGACCUCAUCGCUUCUCAGGGCCACGGCGGGCGACAACAAAGAGCAAAGAGCGGCGGCGGUAAGCCUCGUCUUCUCGGCGAGGUCAAUGGACAUCACCUGCGGUUGCUUGAAGGACGCUCACGAGCUGGUCCUGUACUUUUCGGAGCUGAAGGGCUUCACCCGCGCGAAGCCUCCGGACCGUUCCAUGCUGGGGUACGCGCCCGAUGACGCUGGGCGGCAAACGGCGAGAGAGUCCUGCACCGGCGUGAGGGGGGGGGGCACCGGGGGGCACCGGGGGGUGUCGCCGCGGCAGCAGGACGACGUGCACGCCGCCGGGGCCGCGAUGCUGAACAUGUCAGAGACCGAUGGUGGGCCCCCCGGGACGGGGAUCGACGUGGAGGACGCCACCGGGCAGAGCGCACCCUCCUACGGGGCCCGGAAGAUGUCGCCAGCGGAGACCCUGGGGAGCAGCGUGCCGUCCUUCUCGACCCGUUUCCGCAGCGGCUACGGGGGCGACGACCGCGGCGACGGCGGGGAAGGCUCGCCGGGGCUGCUGAGGCAGAGCUCCGCGGCGAGCGGGUUCAACACGACCGCCUCGCUGCGGGGCCUGCCUUCGGAAGGCGAGGCCGCGCUGCACCGGGUGUGGAAGGCCGGAGGGGGGGCGAAGGGAUCGGAGCCUCCCCGUUCACCGGGAUCGCUGGGGGCGGGGGCCCCGCAGUUUCACUCGACCCCGACGACCGGCAGGCGGGCGACCAUAGCCGUGGUGUCCCCUACCCCCGAGGCCCGUGCCGAGGGUGGUGGGAGGAAGGGUCGGCGGGGGGAGCACCCGCACGCGCUUCAACAGCAGGGGCGAAAUCGGGGCCGCCAGCAGCAGGGAGACUCAAGGACAGCAGAGACGCCUGGCUCCCCCGCUGGUCGAGCGGCGGCGGCAACUGCGAGAGCGGCGCCUCCCCCUACAUACGAGGCCCUCGUGAACAGCGGUGGCAGCGGCGGGAACGUCGCCGCCGCCGCCGCCGCCUCCGCUGGAUUCACGCCGUCCCACGACGAGGGCUCGUCGUCGCAGCACCAGCACCAGCAGCCGCGACCGGGCCGCACGGUGGGGACCCUCGCCCGGCGGAACGCGUCGAGAACGCCUCCGAGAAGAGGGGGCGAGGGGCAGCAGCACCAGCAGCAGCAGGCUGAUCCGACUGCUGCGCGCCGUGAAGAACGCUCGCCGACGCCGACGUCGAGAGGCAGGGGGCGUAGAGACACCCUCGGUGUCGCCCCCGGCGGCGGCGACGGCGGCAGCGGCGGCGGCGGCGGGGCCCGGUCGCCGGCACGAGGUGGUACUGCGCGUCCGCUGCCACCGACCCCCGAUGACAUCGCCUGGGGUGCGGGUGCGGGCGCGGCCGACGCUGCUGACCACCGCGUGCGCCACCGAGCGAACCUCCAAGCGCAGUUCCCGGGCUCCGGUGGUGGUGGCGGCGGCGGCGGCGCUAGGGGUAGUGGUUCCGGCCGUUCUCCUCCCCCUCCUCCUCCUCGUCCAGGUACCGCUGGUGCUGCAGCGCGGCCGUUUACGAACCCGGCGGACGUCGCCGCCUCCGUACGCGAAGCCGAACACAACGCGGACGUGAUCAAGACGAUGGCCGGCGGCCUCGGCGCUGCUGCAGGAGGGAGAGACCGCGGCGGAGGAAGCGGCAGCGGCAGCCUAGGGGGUGGUGGUGGUGGUGGCGGUGAGACGGUUGUGGAGCGGAGAAGGUUCGGCGGGAUCGAGCGGCGCACCGUAGAGACGCGUGCCGGCGGUAGCGGGACUCGUAGCCCGACCAGGUCUGCCUCUCCCGCAGACCACCGCGGCGGCGGCGGCCGUGGCGGCGGCAGCAUCGAAGACGACGACAGCUUCACCACCUUCCGCGUGAAGGGACCAACGCCCGCGCCCGAGCCGAUCGACGACAUCGACAGGUCGGGCAGCGGGGCGUACGGCCGGAGGCGGUCGCCGACGGGCUCGUCGCUGGACCAUUCCGGGACGGGCGCGCGGCGCUCGCCCGCGGGGUCGUCAUUGGACCAUUCUUGGACGGGCGCGCGGCGUUCGCCCGCGGGGUCCGACGCAUCGGCGAGCGGCCGCGGGGGGGGCCACUCGGCCUCUCCGACGAGGGCGAAGCUGAGGCUGAGGAAGACCGGCAUCGGGAAGGCCUUCCGGGAAGGGGCGAAGCUCUUUUCGUCCGGCGGGGGAGUCGUUCCGUCCAGGAGCCACGGCAAAACCUCCGGCAGCCCGGUCUCGCGCUCGCCGUCCCCCGCGGGGGCUCGCGGGGGCUCGCGGGGCCUCGGGUCUCUGGAUCUUUCCUCGAACGGCGGCGGCGGCGGCGGCGGCGGGGGGGGGAUCCGGAACCGUUUCUUCUCGAACCCGAGAGCCAGGACGGGGGGCGGGAAGCCCGCCUACGCCAGCGCCGGUAUCGGCGGGGUGGAGGACUUCUCGGCCACCGCCGCGGCCGCUAAGUACAGCAAGUUCAGCACGUCCCCCGCGGCAGCUGCUACCCAAGCCUCGGCGACCUCAACGCAGGCCCGGCGCGAGAGCCACUCGUAGUGGUAGUAGACGCACACGCGCGUGACCCGGGGCUGGGGGGGGGGGGGAGGGGGCACGCGAAUAUUUUUAUUGUUUUUUUUUUUGUUUUUCGUGGCUGACUGCAGCUGGAGCGUCGUGGCGAUACACACGGCAACAGGCCCAGCCUAAUAACUUCCCCUGUUUUGCUACCACGUGUGUUUCGUUCCGAGGCGCGAUUGGUGUACGAUGCAACAGUUUUUCUUUUUUUCGUUUCGAUUUUUUCGCCUCAAGAAGAAAAGGAGCGGGUGCAAAUCGACCCACCCGCCUGCAUGGAACGGCGAAAUGUCGCGUUUUGUUUUCAAGUCGUCGGCAGAGGGGGAUGAGAAAUAGUCGUAGGUUACCUCUCCUGGAACUUCAGGAGUUGGUUGCUCCCUGAAGCUGCGUGUACCCUUACCACAAGGAUACAGUUUUCUUGUGUUGUGCGUUUUUUUUUUUACAUUUUGUUGUCUUUCUCGGCCGCGGUGUGUGUUUUCGGUGGACCCUGCGUCCGUUUCGUUUCCGUCGUAUCUGUUUUUCGCGGGGGGGACUCAGGCGGUUUUCUUUUCCGCAUGGUAGACGCAAUAAUGCGUGAAGAGGGCUUCGGCCGUGAGUUGAGCUUUUGACUGACAGAAGCGGGGGAUAACUCCUUAUUGUUUUUGAUUUGGUUGGUGGCGCUCCUGCUGCAGCCGCGGCGGCGGUUGCUGCCGGUUCCAUUUUUUUUUGUCCCUGUCGCGUUCGUGUUCGGUCCAAGUCGCAAUGAUGUUUUUCACCUUUUCGGCGUUGAUGAUGGAUCAUGGCCGCAUGUGCGCGCGCGCGCGCCAUAAAAAGGAGCCGCUUUUUUGUUUUUUUUCAGGACCAUAGUCCCGGUUUGCUUUCGCGUUAGGCUCCGAAUUAACGAAGGUCCAAAACUGCAAAAAUCGAAAAAAUAAAAAUAAAAAUUGAGCUCUGCCGGUAAAAAAAAAACGAACGGCGUUAUUUUUGGUAUUCGACCAAUCACAGCUCGAUUUGGGUUUGGAUUUGGAUUUUUUGGGAGCUUCGUUAUUUUCCGGGCCUUACGAGUGACCGGGGAGGGGGCCUCUAGAGAGGAAAACAAGCGCGCUGCAGUUGGGAGGAAGCCUCCGUUUUGUCGGAGGGAAGGUCGCGAAGUAGUCCAUCCGUGUUCGAGUAGUUGGACCGCGAGAACGUGGAUUUGCACAAGCAAUUUUUGAUAUAUGUACGUUAUUUUUCCGAAAUUUGUUGUUGAAUAAUUUUUGUUCUUUACAUGUCUUUGUUGUAGGUGUGUGCUUGCACGCCGUUGGCAAUAGGCGGGGUUUGAUUCAGAACUCGUACUUGCAAAUCUGAUGUUGGAAAAAAACGGGAAACUGCCGGGCACGUGUACGUAGACAUUGGUUGUGCCUGUGACCGCAGAGGGGUGUGUGUGCAUGAGGCCCUCUGUGAACGCGUGCACUGCAGCACAUGAUGAAUUAUCGAGUUUUUCGGGGGGCGGGGAGCACACGUCAGAUGGGGCUGCGGGGCGUGUGGCGGGGGAAGUAUGCCCCCUUCUCCACUGGUUCACUUGUUUUCAUGUCUAAUUUCUUUCCUGUUGGGCUGUUGCGAGAUUAUUUUGUUCCUGUGUAAGCAAAACGGAUGCCUGCAAGGUCCAGGGGUGGAAGGUGGUGAAUAUUGCUAGAUAUUAGCCGCGCACCGAAACAAGGCAAGAAAGUGGUGGAAAGAGUCGAAAAAAAUCAACGAAUUCCUGCGGGGAUUGGAACGU
Molecule: messenger RNA, 5005 nt
Organism: Ectocarpus siliculosus
Lineage: Eukaryota; Phaeophyceae; Ectocarpales; Ectocarpaceae
Source: the annotation of a GenBank genome assembly